Monascus purpureus is the source of this 1301-nucleotide messenger RNA. The record is from the annotation of a GenBank genome assembly. NCBI's taxonomy places the organism in Eukaryota, Fungi, Ascomycota, Eurotiomycetes, Eurotiales, Aspergillaceae.
AAAAAAGAUUUCACAAAGACCCGGCCCAAAUCAAUUCCUAUACGACUAGUUACGGCCUGUUUUCGAACCCUACACCUCGACGGUUCUUGUUUCACUCUGGAACCCUUGCUGCGGUCUGCAAGAGUCUGUUGACAACGUUGGCAUUCGCAAACAGUUGAAUCCAUCAAUUAAACCCUCGAGGAUUUCUUCUCGAUUUCAAGGGAAAGAGAAGUCGAAGCUUUCUUUUUUGCACCUCGGUACAGCUAUCGAAACUGGAAAGGGGAAAAACCGCAUACGUCGCUAGCUCUUCUAGAGUCCGCACCGCGUUGCGGGGAACAGGAGGCAAAGCGCUCACACAAGCACUUGCUCCGUACGCUGUCAGAAGUCUAGCCGUUAGCGCAAAGCGAGCCGCCCUUCAUUAUAUGCCCUGAGUUGCUUGGUUCCCAAGAGCGACACCAUGUCUCUUCAUUCCUAUGUAAAUAAGAAGGUCCUAAUCCUGACUGUUGACGGCCGGACUCUUCUCGGCACACUCCUAUCGACAGAUCAGCUAACGAAUCUCGUCCUCACCAAUACAAUUGAACGUAUAAUUCGAACUCCGGAUGACCCCGAACCGAGCUCCGAGAUCGAGCAUGGCUUGUACCUGAUCCGAGGCGAUAACGUGGUGGUAUGUGGCGAAGUUGACGAAGCCAUUGAUAACGAUAUCGACUGGACCAAGGUGAAAGGCGAAGUGGUCAGAGGCACAAAGAAUGUGUGAACGAUCUAUUUCUUCGUCGAAUAUCAGAAGAUGCCAACGGCAUUUGACCAACAUGGAUCGUGAAGUGGAUGUCAAGGGCCCUUUCGACUUUUAUGGACCUCGAUUUCACGACAGGGGGGGGCAGUGUUUCGAGGAUAGCAGUUACGCCUUGUGAGAAAAGAAUCGCAGCAUGCCGUCAUUCAAUUGAAUUGACUGACUAUCCAUCCGUUGUGUGCUGAAUGUUCUGGGAUAAUAUCACGGAUCCCCUGUCAAGUUUCGUGGCGCUUUUUUUGUUACUCCUCACUGGCACAUUCUGUCCUGCUCCAGAACACCUACAUCCCUCUUGACGGGGGUUUUCUACAGUGCCCCUACCAUUGAUAUAUGGAGAAGUCCAACAUGAAGAUGAUAUGUCUUUGGAUCUAGGAAAAAGAACUUCCCCUUUAACAUAAUAUUGUUUUCUGUCAUAGACGAAAAUUAAAAAUUCAUGAGGGUGAGUACUCUGGUGCUAUUGGGAUACAAGUUAAUGGCAAAUGUGUAUAAUCUGUCAGCCAUAGUAGAGCAAGCUUCGAAUCUACGAGGAACAGGUGCA